AUGGCCGAUUCAGCUAUUCCAACUGUUGAUCUCUCUCCUUUCUUCACAGAUGGUGAUGAAGAUGGAAAGAAGAAGGCCAAAGAAGUAAUUAGGCAAGCAUGCUCCGACUAUGGAUUCUUCCAAGUUGUCAACCAUGGUGUACCCCUCGCUCUGAUGAACCGAGCCAUGGAUCUCUCUAAGACGUUUUUUGCCUUCCCGGACGAGGAGAAGCUCAAGUGUGCUCCACCUGCGUCCGAUGCACCUGUCCCUGGCGGUUACAACAAGCAGCCGGAGCGAUCUCCGGACAAGAAUGAGUACGUGUUGAUGUUUCCACCAGGGUCCAGCUUCAAUGUCUUCCCCACAAACCCACCUGAAUUCCAGAAGAUAUUAGAAGAGAUGUUCACCUACUUCACCAACACAGCUCAACUUAUGGAGAUCAUUUUAAGUGACUGCUUAGGUCUCUCUCCCAACUUCCUCAAAGAAUACAAUGAAGAUCGAAGCUGGGAUUUAAUGGCGGCCAUGCAUUACUUUGCAGCAACAGACACUGAGAACACUGGUGUAUCCGAACAUGAAGAUCUAAAUCUUAUCUCCUUUGUGUUCCAGGAUGAAAUUGGAGGCCUAGAAGUUCAAAAAGAUGGACAAUGGAUUCCUGUUCCUCCGAUUCAAGACACAUUGAUUGUCAAUGUCAGUGAUGUUAUUCAGGUGCUAAGCAACAACAGAUUCAAGAGUGCGACUCACAGAGUGGUGAGAACAAAGGGAAGAAACCGCCAUUCCUUUGCCUUCUUCUACAACUUACAAGGAGACAAGUGGGUUGAACCACUGGCACAGUUCACCACAGAGAUUGGAGAGCCACCAAAGUACAGAGGAUUUGUGUACAAGGACUACCUAGCUUUGAGGAAGAGAAACCUGACCCACCCACCAUCUAAACGUGAAGAUUUUAUCAACAUCACCCACUAUUCCAUUUCUACCUAG
Ilex paraguariensis (yerba mate) is the source of this 951-nucleotide messenger RNA. Lineage: Eukaryota; Viridiplantae; Streptophyta; Magnoliopsida; Aquifoliales; Aquifoliaceae. The record is from the annotation of a GenBank genome assembly.